AUGGCAGUGAUGGGUCUGUUACUCCUUGCUAUUCUUCACUUCACACACACUGAAUUGCAUUUGGGAAAGUCAGAAUUGGCCCUUUCAAGAUUUAGCAGUUGUGUAAUGAUUAUUACAUAUGGGGCCUACUUCUUCCUAUUGUUGGAAAUGCAGCAGAACAUGCAAGUGCCAUCAUUUACAAUCUUUGCAGGAUAUCUCUUUAGGAGUCGCGAUUGGCUCCUCAACACAAAUAUCUAUGUUUGUUAUUCCAUUUGUGUGGUUGUUGGGUGGAUCAUGGGGCAUCCUUUGGACCUAAAUUUUCAACUUUUUGAGACAACAACUCUUAUUAUGACAGUUCUAGUAGUGGCUUUCAUGUUGCAAGAUGGAACAUCCAAUUACUUCAAGGGAGUAAUUCUUGUGUUUUGCUAUUUGAUAGUUGCUGCAAGUCCAAAGAAACUUGAAUGGGAUUGGACCAUUGUGCUUCCUGAUUUGCUGCUAUCAAUGGAUGUUGUAGUCUUUGGUAAUGGAACCGUGGAUGUGGUGGUGGUGGUGGUUAUCGUGGUGGUGCCCCAGUCAACCAAAUCCAAACCUUAA
This is a messenger RNA of Lactuca sativa (garden lettuce), 573 nucleotides long. The record is from RefSeq and is a predicted model, not a curated record. NCBI's taxonomy places the organism in Eukaryota, Viridiplantae, Streptophyta, Magnoliopsida, Asterales, Asteraceae.